AUGCGUAGUGUUGAGGAAAAGCAGGGACGGCCCCUGGAAAACCUCGUGCCCGACCUGGUGAAUCAGUUGGGGAUGAGCCGCGCGGCCACCCAGCUAGGGGUCAGCCCGGCAACCCUCGGAUACUGGAUGCUGAAGAUGGGCAUACAGUACCGGCGCGUCGCGUUGGCCGACGGCGAGACGAUCGAAGUCCGACGACAGGGGUAA
Molecule: messenger RNA, 204 nt
Organism: Geodia barretti
Lineage: Eukaryota; Metazoa; Porifera; Demospongiae; Tetractinellida; Geodiidae
Source: the annotation of a GenBank genome assembly